AUGUCGCAAUUCAAUGAGGCAGGACCAAGCAAUCUCAUCGAGGUGACCUCUCCGGAGCAUUUCACCGAGAUCAUGCAACAAGACUUGACUCGAGUCUCUCUUCUCAACUUUUACGCUCCAUGGGCCGAACCAUGCCGGCAGAUGAACGAGGUUGUCCGCGAAAUUGCCAUCAAGUAUCCUCAGGUCCUUUGCCUCAUCAUCGAGGCCGAAUCUCUUCCCGACGUUUCUGAAUCAUUCGACAUUGAAGCAGUCCCCUCCUUUGUCUUGCUCCGAGGGCACACUCUUCUUUCUCGCAUCAGUGGUGCUAACGCGUCAGCCCUCUCCGCCGCUGUUGCCACUCACGUUGCCCCAACUCGCGUCAACGGAACCGGCAGCGUAUCCAAAACUUCUGCUGCUCCCCGCGCCGCCGCUGACACAUACGACGCAUCCACACGCAACGGCACCGCAGCAACCUACGCAGAUGACCAAGACGAGGAAGACGUAGUCCCCGAGACCGAAGAACAGAUCUUUGCUCGAUGCAAGAAACUAAUGGAACAGAGCAAAGUCAUGCUCUUCAUGAAGGGUGAUCCUGAUACACCCAAGUGCGGGUUCAGUCAGAAGACAGUCAACCUUUUCAGACAGGAGAAGGUCGAAUUUGGUCAUUACGAUAUUUUGAAGGAUGAAAACGUUAGACAGGGAUUGAAGAAGUUAAAUGAGUGGCCCACUUUUCCUCAGAUCAUUGUGAACGGAGAGUUGAUCGGCGGACUGGAUAUCUUGAAGGAGAGCAUCGAGAGUGGGGAGUUCCAGGAGAUGCUUCAGGGCUGA
Molecule: messenger RNA, 804 nt
Organism: Ustilago hordei
Lineage: Eukaryota; Fungi; Basidiomycota; Ustilaginomycetes; Ustilaginales; Ustilaginaceae
Product: putative glutaredoxin
Exons: 1
Coding region: 1-804 (267 amino acids)
Molecular function (GO): 2 iron, 2 sulfur cluster binding
Source: RefSeq, a predicted model, not a curated record